Erythranthe guttata (spotted monkey flower) is the source of this 1151-nucleotide messenger RNA. The record is from RefSeq and is a predicted model, not a curated record. NCBI's taxonomy places the organism in Eukaryota, Viridiplantae, Streptophyta, Magnoliopsida, Lamiales, Phrymaceae.
AUGUAUCUCAAAAACUCAUUCCUUAAGGUCAUCAAGCUCGUGAGCCAAUUUCAGCUCAUUUUACUUCAACUCUCUAAGGGUGAUCUAACUUUAGCAUCAUCAUUUUUGGCGCCGUCUGUGGGAAGGCAAACAAGAUCACGUAGCGCGCAAGAUGGCCUUGAGACUUCUGCUCAGGGGAGUGUGACACUGCUAACAACCACCCACCUCGUGGAGGCUCUGGUUUUUCCCGUUUCUUUUCCAGACGACAGCUCAUGCUUCUGCCAACGCUCGCCUGGUGCACCGCGGAGUCUUAUUAUUUUAGGAUUUGCUCGACUUAUUUCAACAUCGAGUGUGAAUUAUCAGGUUCAUGUUGGGGAAUACGGUGUGCACUGGAAUUUCUUUUUCACUCUAGCUGCCGUGGCAAUUCUCACAUUCAUUAUUAAUGUGCAUCCAAAUUAUUGCGGGAUUUUAGGCUCCUUGAUCCUCAUUGGAUAUCAAGCUUUACUAUUGUGUGGGCUGAAUAAAUUUAUCAUGUCGGAAGAAAGGAAACCAGAUAUCUUUAGUCAAAACAAGGAAGGAAUAUUUAGCAUAUUUGGGUAUUGGGGUAUGUAUCUUGUUGGUGUCAGAAUAGGAAGCUAUCUCUUCUUUGGAGGCAAUGCUGAUGCUACGUUAAAAACCAAGAAAUGGGCAGCGACUAGAGUUUGGGCUCUUUGCCUUUUCUUCUGGUUGAUAACUUUGCUUCUAGACUGGUACGUCGAAGCAGUAUCUCGGAGAAUGUGCAACUUGGCAUAUGUUACUUUCACUCUGGCUGCCAACCUUCAGGUACUAGCCAUUUUGAUGCUCUCCCAUUAUGUAUCGGGAUGUAAAAGCUCAGCUCUAGAAGAAGCAUUUAAUCGAAAUUUAUUGACAUCUUUUCUUCUGGCGAACGUCCUCACGGGAUUGGUGAACUUGUCUAUUGAUACUCUCUCUGCAUCAUCAAUCUUCGCUGUAGCUAUCUUGUUUGCCUAUGCGUUCGUUUUAUCCCUUUCUGUUGGAUUUGCAGACUUUUUUGGUAUUAAGUUGAAGUUUUGGUAGUGAAAAACACACAUCACAUGUUAGGUUGUCGAUAUUUGUAUGAAUCAUGACAUGUAAACAUAGAUUAAUAUUUAUGUUAUUUGGUCACUUUGCUUUCA